AUGACGCAACCGACUUUGCAUUGGCCAAUCCAAGCGCUCUCUCACGACAGACUCCUCCUCGAGAACCGGCUGGUCUCGCAUCUCUACCAUUGCCCCUUCGACUUUGUCCACAUGGAAGGAGACGCUGGACUCCAGGCGCUGAACGGCUUCAUCUUUAUUGUCUCCUGUGACGGAGAGGUCUUUUCCGCCUCCAGAACCGUGGAAUACUAUCUCGGAUUCCAUCAGACACCAAGACUUCGGGUAGGAAUAGACUUGUGGCCGCUGGCCGAGUCGGCCAGAAGGCGGAGGUCAACCUCCAGAGUGAAGCUGCGGCCUGACCUCGGUCCACCUGCUAUAAAAAAAGAGAAAAAUUUGCAAGGAACCCAAUUAAAAAGACGUAAAAAGGUUAACUCAGAUAAGGGAAGUCAAGUGAGUAGGAUGCACCAUUUGAGAGAUUGGGAGACCGAUUGUGGUCUCGACUUUCCCUCAAAACUGGGCAAUAUAAAGGAUGGCAAAUCGGUAGAUGAACGACUUGCUUUAUUCGUUCGAGGCAAGAGUGCGCAGCACUUAUCCUUUGACGACCUGACAAGCAUUUUGUAUUGGCGUGCCGUUCAACUGGUUGGAGGGAAUUCGCUAAUUAGUCCCACCAGGAACCGUAAGAGGAUCGCUUUGGAGGAGUGA
Molecule: messenger RNA, 660 nt
Organism: Protopolystoma xenopodis
Lineage: Eukaryota; Metazoa; Platyhelminthes; Monogenea; Polystomatidea; Polystomatidae
Source: the annotation of a GenBank genome assembly